Paramecium sonneborni is the source of this 3739-nucleotide messenger RNA. Lineage: Eukaryota; Ciliophora; Oligohymenophorea; Peniculida; Parameciidae. The record is from the annotation of a GenBank genome assembly.
AUGCAAAUGGAUGAGAGUAAUAAAACAAAAAAGAAUGAUUAAACAGUGUUAAAGGAGACAUCUAAGAAUAGAAAUGUAAAAUUAUUGUAUAUUGUUAAAAGAUAAUAAAUAAAUUAUAAGGUAAUCCUUAAAGAUUGUAAGGAUUGAAAGAAAGUUUCAAAUACUUUACUUUAUUGAAAAAGAAUUAAUAUUUAGAGAGAAAGUAAUUUAGAGUAAGCAGGGAUGAAACAUUGGUUUGUUCAUGUAUUAAUUGUCCUGAUGAAUAAAUAGGAAGGUAGAUAAUAGUAUAUAUAAAAAUAUAGUCGAAUACAAGGACCAUAAUAUUCAUAUAAUUGUGGUGAUAGAUGUUUAAAUAGAUUUACAUGUACAGAAUGUGAUGCUGAGUUAUGUCCAUGUGCAGAAUAAUGCAAAAAUAGAAGAUUUUAGAAACAUGAAGAUGCAUGUGUGUAUCCAUUGAAAUGUGGAGGAAAAGGAAUGGGUUUAUUUGCAGGGGAACGUAUACAAAAAGGACAAUUUAUAAUGCAAUAUAUUGGAGAGAUUUUUUAGAUAAAUAGUGCUUUAGGCAGAAGAAGAGUGCAAGAAUAUUCGGUUUGAAUUGUGAGUUUAUUUAGAAAUCGACAUGCACAUAUUUAAUGAAACUAAAUAACUAAGAAGUUAUUGAUCCAACAUCAAAAGGUAAUCUGGCUAGAUUCAUCAAUCAUUCAUGUUAACCAAAUUGUAUUACAGAAAAAUGGAAUGUCUUAGGAGAAGUCUGUAUUGGUAUUUUUGCUAACCGAGACAUAAAUGAAGAUGAAGAAUUAACAUUUGAUUAUUAAUUUGAUGUUUUUCAUACUCCUUUAACAAAAUGUUUAUGUGGUGCAAAUAAAUGUAAAGGUUAUUUAGGUUUAAAACCAACUGAUGUUACUUAAGAAGAAUGGGAAGAACAUUUAGAAAAUAUGGUUUGUAAAAUAUGCUAAUUAAAAACACCAUAAGAUGAUGAAUAAUUAUUAUUAUGUGAUAAAUGCAAUUGUGGAUUUCACUUAUUAUGUUUAGUUCCUCCAUUAGAAUCAGUACCUAAAGAUGCUUGGUAUUGUUAAGAAUGUUAAGAUGAAAAACGUAUUUUAGAAGAAUAAGAAAAAGAGAGAGCUAAUAUUGAAAGAAUUUAAUAAAAAAAAGUUAAAAUCUAUAAUAAUGAAAAAAAAUAGAAAAAAAAAAGAGAAGAACUCUCUUCUUCAUCAUGUAGUGAUUCUGAAUGUGAAUACGAUAAUAGAUUUAAAAUGAUGAAAUUUAUAGAAAAACAAAGUUUUAAAGAAUAAAUGUCAAAUAAAUGGCAAUAAAAUUAAUCAAGUAGAUAAGAUGAAGAAUUAAAAAAAGAUGAAGACAAUAAUAUGUCUGAAUUAUAAAUUCUUGCAUCAUCUUAUAAUAAAAUAGAUUAAUAUAUUAAAUCAUCAUUAGAAUUUUAAACUUAAGAUACAGGAAAGUUAUAAUAAAUGUAAUCGAUUGUUGAUGUUGCCUAAUAGAAAUUUGAAGAAUAAUAUAAAGAAAACUUAGAAUUACAUUAAUAAAUAGAAGCUAUUUAAUAAUCACAGAAUAUUAUUAAUAUUGAUAUAAUUAAAGAAUGUUUUAAAAUUAAUAUAUUAGAAUAAAAAGUAGUUAAAAAGAAUGCAUAAUUAAUUUAUAAGAUAGGGAAUAAAAUCAGUUUUGAAUAGAUUGAUUAAUAAUAUGCAGAUUUCUUUAAGAAAGAAAAUAAUUUAACUGUAAUAGGCUCAAUUUAGUAAAUAAAUAUUUUUAGAUCUAUUUUAUAAAUGGUAGAACAUAUAAUAAAAGAAUUAAAGAAAGAACUAGGAAUUAUAGAAGGAUAGAUAAAAGUACCAAUUAUUUAUUUAAAGAGAUUGAUAAACAAAUUGUAAUCAAUAUAAAUAUUAUUAUUUUAGCAAUAGUUUAAAUAAUAAAUAAGAUGUUAAUAUCAUUUAUAACAAAUCAUUAGCUCAUAGUGAAGAAAUAUUUCCAAUGGAUAAAUCUACUCCUAUAAAAAUUAAAGGUUCAAGAUAAAAUAUUGAAUAGACUGUUUCUGAAAUUAAGAAUACUCUAAAAACUUUAUGUGUUUAAAGACUUUAUAUAAGUAGAAGUGAAACAAAAUCAGUUUAAUAGAAUAUGUUUUAAUUAAGAUAAAAUGCCGAAAUUAGAAUUUCAAGAGAUUCAGUAUAUAAUGCUAAAGGAGAAUAAACAUAAAGAGAUAUAAAUCAUCCAUUCUUUUAUAUUUAAUACCGAGAGAAAGAAGUUUGUCUUAUUGGAACUUUUUAAUAAAUACAAGAGACAAGCAAUGCUAUUAAAUUAUUAUUAGAAUAAGAAGCAAAUAAUGAAAAAGAAAUGACAUAUUUUUCAGUGUUAAUAUCUCCUUAACAUAAAGAGUCUUGUAAAUAAGUUAAAUAAAUGAUUGAGAGGAGUUCUUCUUCAACUAAAGUUUUACUUUUUGAAGCAUCUCAUCCUAGAAAAAAUAUGACUAUUUUAGUUCUAUGUUUGAGAACUUAAAUCAUUUAAACUAAAUAAACUUUUUCAGAUUUGAUUUUUUAAUAAUGCUAAUUAAAAUUAGAUUAAUUUUAGGAUUAAAUGUCUAUGUAAAUGUGUAGAUAUGUUUUUAAAUAUCUAUAAAAUUCAAUAAUGACUAAUGAUAUGGCAUUUAUGAAAAAUUGGGAUCUUAUUACUCCUUAUUUUUAUCAAUUUAAUAUUAUGAAAUAUAGAGAAUAAUAAAAAUUUGAAAAUUGGUUUGUAAAAAGAUGUUAUUCUUCUCUUUUAAGAGAUUAUGAAACAUAAUUAUACAUUUAAUAUUGUUUAGGUAAAGAAAUUUAAAAGAAUUUAACAGAUUAAGAAUAAAUUCUUAGAAAAAAGAAUUUAAUUUAAUUAACAAAAAGAAUUCUCUAUGCAAUUUUAGGUUUUAAAAGGUAACCAUCUGAUUAAGUUACCCUUGAUUAUAAUUAUUAAUAAGAAACUAUAACAAGAUUUAAUAAUCAAUAAGAAGAUGAUACUCCUAAAUUACCUAAUCUUUAAUUAAUAAAUAUAUAACCAUCAAUAAUUACGAAAAGAAAUGAUUUUCAAAAAGAUAGUAGUUAAAGAAGUGAAUCAAAUUCUAGUAAAAUUUAAAAAAAACAAAGUAAUUCAGAAUCAGAAAAAAGCAGAGAUGCUUCAACAAGAUAAAGACAUAAAUAUCAUCAUCAUCAUCAUAAAUCUUAUGGUUAUAAUCAAAAAAGUCCUACUGAAAAAUAUGAUAGAUAUAAAUAUGACAAAACUGAUUCAUAUGAAAAACAUAAAUCAAGGCAUCAUUAUUAUUCUCAUAGAUAAGAUAAAUCUAGAAAUUCUAAUAAAAGAUAUUAUGAAAAUGAUUACUCCAGAAGUAGAUUCUAAAAUUAAAAAAGUAUAUCUUCUAACUUAUCUUAGGAUCAAGUAGUGAAAACUCAGGUAAAUCUUAAGACUAAAGAAGAAAAAGAUAGGAAUCUGUAGAUUCUGAUAAAUAUAAAAAUAAUAAAUAUUAUAGUGGAUUUCAUUAUGAUAGAAGGUAUCCUAAAAACUAUAAAUAUGAUUAUGAAAGUAGAUUUAAAUAUCUAUUAUAGAAUCUUCCAAGAAUGCUGAUGCCAGAGAUCGAUCUCGUUAUUAAAGCAAGGAUAGAUCUAGAUCUAAACAGAGAAAUUAAUCUGAAAGCAGUGAUAGCUAUAGAAGAAGAUCUACUCAUAAAUCGAAAAAGUACUAUAGGAAAUAUUAAUGA